AUGAAGCAGAAGAAGCAAUUAAUCCCCAACCUCAAUAAUCUCCUCUUCAUUCAUCUUCUUUUGAUCUUUGCACUGUUUUUGUAAAAUGGAGGAGACUUUUUGGUUGGUAACUUGUGGAGUGGUAGUAGCAUUUGCAUUAGCAAAACUACUAUUUGGCAAGAAAUCAUCUCUGUCCACAAUGGAAUGGCCAGCAGGUCCAAAGACGUUGCCCAUAAUUGGCAACCUUCAUCAAUUAGGAGGUGAAGCAUUUCAUGUUUGUUUGGCAAACUUGGCCAAAGUAUAUGGAGGUGUUUUUACCAUAUGGGUUGGAAGUUGGCGUCCGUUUAUAGUCAUAAGCGAUGUCGAUAAAGCUUGGGAAGUUCUUGUUAACAAAUCUUCGGAUUAUUCAGCUAGAGACAUGCCUGAUAUUACUAAAAUCAUAUCGGCAAACUGGAAGAAUAUUUCUCAUGGUGAUUCUGGUCCGUUUUGGCAUAAUUUAAGAAAAGGUCUUCAAGGUGUUGCUUUAACCCCUUUUAAUGUUGCGUCUCAAUAUCACCUGCAAGAAAGGGACAUGCAGAAUUUGAUCAAAUCCAUGACAAAAAAGGCGUCCCAGAAAAAUGGGAUUUUGAAACCACUUGAUUAUGUCAAAGAAGAGACUGUUCGGUUACUAAGUCGACUUAUCUUCGGUCAAGAUUUCGUCGAUGAGGAUUUCGUUGUUGGUAUGCAUCAAGCACUGGACGAGUUAGUAAGUAUAAGUGGGUAUGCAAGUUUAGCUGAUGCUUUUAAAUUCUGUGAGAAUCUACCAAGCCAUAAGAAAACUGUCCGAGCAGUUCACGCUAUCAAAAUUCGGUUCGAUAAUUUGAUUCGUCCGCAUAUCGUCUCAAAUCCUCCGACAAACACUUACUUACAUUUUCUUUUAUCUCAAGAUUUUAGUGAAGAUGUUAUAAUCUCUGCCAUUCUUGAAGUUUAUGACUUAGGGGUUGACAGCACUGCAUCCACAACAGUUUGGGCUCUUACGUUCCUUGUCCGCGAACAAAAGAUUCAGGAAAAACUGUACCGCGAGAUCAAUAACGUAACCGGAGGGAAAAAACCGGUGAAAGUUGAAGAUUUGAACAAAUUGCCAUAUUUGCAAGCAGUGAUGAAAGAAACAAUGAGGAUGAAACCAAUAGCACCAAUGGCGAUUCCUCACAAGGCUUCAAAAGAUACUUCCUUAAUGGGUAAAAAGAUCAACAAAGGUGCGGUGGUAAUGGUAAAUCUUUAUGCUAUUCAUCAUAACCCUGCCGUUUUCCCGGAACCGUAUAAGUUCAUGCCCGAGAGAUUCCUAAAGGAUGCUAAUAGUGAUGGAAGUUUGGGUGAUAUAAAGAAAAUGGAAAGUUCAUUGUUAGCAUUCAGUGCCGGUAUGCGAAUCUGUGCUGGAAUGGAGCUUGGUAAGCUACAACUAGCUUUCGGUCUUGCAAGUUUGGUGAAUGAGUUCAAAUGGGAUUGCUUUGCUGAAGGGAAGUUGCCUGAUCUUAGUGAAGAACACUGUUUCAUUCUGUUGAUGAAGAACCCACUUGAAGCCAAAAUUACUCCUCGUAUCCAUUAAUAAUAUAUUUCCCAUCCGACGUUGCUUCAAAAUUUGGAUUGCUGGCGUCAACUUUUAACACAUGUGGGAGGUUGUAGCCCUUCCAAAGGUGUGAUGGCUGGGGUUUAUGCAUGCAUGAUAAGUCGUAAUCUCUUUUGAGUGAGUUGGUUUGAAUAAACAAGGAUAUCAACUACUUUUUGUGCUUUCUUUUUUUAUGUUUAUCGUUUAGGACUUUUGUUUGUGCAUGUAUUUUGUACCCAUCUACUUGCAACUACGGUCAUUUUGUUCCAUGACCCAAAUCAAUGCUGUGACUUUAAGUUUUGUUGGGUCUUUCAUCUGAAAUUCUAUAGAGAAUGAUGUUGCUCCA
Molecule: messenger RNA, 1910 nt
Organism: Papaver somniferum (opium poppy)
Lineage: Eukaryota; Viridiplantae; Streptophyta; Magnoliopsida; Ranunculales; Papaveraceae
Product: cheilanthifoline synthase
Exons: 1
Coding region: 86-1564 (492 amino acids)
Molecular function (GO): monooxygenase activity; iron ion binding; heme binding
Source: RefSeq, a predicted model, not a curated record